CCAGACGUGGCAACGGCAUCAUGGCCUCUUGGAACCGCUACGGGAGUCGGAUGAGAGAGGCGAAAAUGUGCAUGUUGGUGUUGCUGGUAUGGCUGCUGCCGGUGCUGGAGGCAGUGAAGGUUUCCCCACUCAUAGAGAAGGUCAGCGACCACAAAGACUUCAAGAAGCUGCUCAGGACGAGAACCAACGUUCUGGUGCUUUACACCAAGACAGCUACAUCAGGGGACUCCCACCUGAAACUGCUAUCAGAUGUGGCCCAGACAGUAAAGGGCCAAGGGACUAUUGCCUGGGUCAACUGUGGAGAUUCAGAGGGCCGUAAGCUCUGUAAGAAAGUGAAGGUGGACCCGAGUUCCAAACGUGGAGGAGCAGAACUGUUGCACUACAAAGAUGGGACAUUCCACACAGAGUACAACAGGCCCGCUACCUUCAAGUCCAUGGUAGCAUUCUUGAAAGACCCAUCAGGACCCCCACUGUGGGAGGAGAACCCUGAGGCAAAAGAUGUUGUCCACAUAGAGACAGAAAAAGACUUCAGGAAGCUGCUGAAGAAAGAGGAGAGGCCGGUCCUCCUGAUGUUCUAUGCUCCCUGGUGCGGCGUUUGUAAGAGAAUGCAGCCCGUCUUUCAGCAAGCCGCCACAGAGACCAAGGGGAAAUAUGUACUGGCGGGGAUGAAUGUGCAUCCAGCUGAGUUUGACGGCCUCAAGCAGGAGUACAACGUCAAAGGCUACCCGACCUUCUGCUACUUUGAGAAGGGGAAGUUCCUUCACCACUAUGAAAACUACGGAGCCACAGCCAAGGAUAUCGCGGACUGGAUGAAGAACCCUCAGCCCCCCCAGCCAAAGACCCCCGAGGUGCCGUGGUCGGAGACAGACUCCCCUGUCUUCCACCUGACCGAUGAGUCCUUUGACAGUUUCCUGGAGGAACAUCCUGCAGCCCUGAUCAUGUUCUACGCCCCCUGGUGUGGACACUGCAAGAAGAUGAAGCCAGAGUAUGAUGAAGCUGCUGAAAUACUCAACAAGGGCACAGACAGUCCGGGUGUGUUGGCAGCAGUUGAUGCCACAGUGCACAAGGCUGUGGGGGAUCGCUUCAAGAUCUCUGGCUUCCCAACUCUUAAGUAUUUUGAGAAAGGUGAGGAGAAGUACACGUUGCCCCAGCUCCGAAGCCAAGACAAGAUCAUCGAGUUCAUGCACAAUCCCCAGGCACCUCCUCCACCAGAGCAGUCUUGGGAGGACAAGCCCUCCAGCGUCAGCCAUCUUGGAUCAGAGGAUUUCCGAGAGGCGCUGAAGAAGAAGAAACAUGCUCUGGUCAUGUUCUACGCUCCCUGGUGUCCGCACUGUAAAAACUCUGUUCCCCACUUCACCACAGCAGCAGAGCUCUUCAAAGAGGACCGCAAGAUUGUGUAUGCGGCAGUGGACUGUACAAAAGGACAGAACCAUGAGCUUUGUAAGCAAGAAGGGGUGGAGGGCUACCCAACAUUUAACUACUACAACUAUGGCAAGUUUGUGGAAAAAUACAAUGGAGAUCGUGGGGAGGCUGGCUUCACAGGCUUUAUGCGCAGCCUAAGAGGACGUGAUCAGGAAAAGGUUGUCAAGAGGAAGGAGGAGCUCUGAGGCCGGCGUGCAGGGAUGGGGCGUUGCACUGCACAGUUUGUCAUUGCACUGUGACCCUUGACCCUGACAAGGGCCCUAUCAGCACUGACGUGGGAGACUUGAUGACCUCAGCGAAAGGCUAUUUUUUUAUACCAUGGUGAUCAUGUUUGUAAUAAUACCAACAGAGUACCUACAGUUAGACCGACCACUUGAGACUUCUUUUUUCAUGGAUAUUCUGAUGGGCAGAAAAUACAGACAAAAAAAGUGAUUUCUUUUUUCUUUUCCUUUUUUUGCCCAAACACUGUGACUGCAUAUGUGAGCACCCUAGCUACACCCUAUACUGUAUCUAUGCAAUACUGACCCCUGCUUUGCCCUGUGGUGGGGGUCUGUGUGACUGAUUGACACCCGUGGUGGUGGGUGGUGGUGGGCAAUCAUUAGUUAAAGGUGGAGGCUGCACUGUCAAUUACUCCACAGGAGUCCUGGUCCAGUCCCAUCAACCCUGCUCUGUCUCUAGAAGGAGACACAUUGUGAUUACAGAACCUUCAUGUCUCAAGUCUAGAACCAUCCAGAAUAUUUUUUUUUAUCCUCACAGACCAUUUAAAUAUUAAACUGCAUUUAGAAAGUAAAAUGUGAAGUGCUACUGUAGAUAAGGUACCGUAGCAGUGUGAAGUAGGUGAAAUCCUGGCCAAAGGGUCAAUAUUCUGUAUGGUUCCGGGCUCUCAUGAUUAGAUUUGCUUUUAGAAAUGACUUUUUGUUAGUUCAAAACUGUGGCCUUAACAAUCUAAAAAUAAACAAUAGCUGGAAUUGCAUAAAUAUAACAUGAUAAGUGGAAGAUAAUCAGAGGCCUGGUGCCCUUGCAGUUCCCUCAAGUCAUGGACCAGAGCAAGUCAAAGGAGAAGAAAAACAAGAACAUGAAAUGCCAAAUAUUUGUGUGCAUUGCCCUUGAUAUCUUCAUGCUUUGUACAUUUCCAGAUAAUAACAACAUUCACAGCUGUAGUGACGUCGUGCACCUCCUCUGUUGUUCAUUCAGAGUGGGAUUUCAUCAAUGUUUUAACGAGGGUAGGGUUCAUUUACAUAAUCAUGGGAGAUGUUAAAGUAUGGUGGCUAAAUAUUGCAUGAUAAAAUGUCCAUAACAAUUCACCCAUCCUCCUUGCACCGAAGCAAUCAUGGAUUCCACCUAAUAUCCCACAAUCCCUUCUGCAUUCACACAUCGUUCAGGCAGAUGCUGUAAUAAUUCAGGCCUCCAAUGUACACUUUGGGAAUUCAGGGUUUUUGUUUAAGGUUACCCAGUCUGUUUUAUGCCCAAGUGUAACCUGAACAACACCCAGGAACCAGAAUAACAGAGCAAGCACUCUGGGAACGUUGGGUCUCAAUCUGUGUCCGUCUUCAAUGCCUUGGCCUGGAACUACUUGGACAGUACUCUCCUCAAUCGAAUUCCCGGGGAUGACUUCAUAGUACAUCCAAGGAAUAAUUAAGUAUUAAGUGAGUGAAGGCUCCGGCCCCCGUUCCACUUCUGGCAGCGUAACCCCAUCGAUUUGGAGCCAUCAUCAUUACUUUUGUGGCCAUUUUUUUUAAUGCUGUGUGUUUUCAACUCCCACACUACGGCCACUAUAAAUAUUUAAAGGCUUAUCUGUAGCUGAACUUGUGUUUUAUUAUUCAAGACUUUGGUUUCUUUCAUUAUGAAUAAGGUUCUCAGGGAUAGCGAAACACAAUUAAAGGGAACUAGUUUGUUUGUAAUUUUGCAUUCCGGCUGAAUAAUUUUGAGCCCUUAGUUUACCAAAUUAAACAUUGUUUACAUUUGUAUCCCAAUGAAAAAAACAAAUUGAGCUGUCUUUUUCUGUGCUAUAUCAUGACCACGUGUAUCGAAUAAGACGUAUUGUCAGUAGAUGUUACUGAACCAUUUCUCGUCACAUUAUCAUUGUGAUUCUUAACGGACUCAUUUCAAGUGAAACUGUCUCAGAUGUUCUGGCUGGCACCAAACACUAUUUUGUGUUCAGUGUGACUAUUUAACAUUUCAUGGUGUGCAAGAGCAUUUUGAAAAUGUGCUUUACACAGUUAGGUGUUGACAUAUCGCUGUAAUUAGGUGUUCAUUCUCCUCUCGAGGUUAAACAAUGACCUUUGUUUACUGUGUCCAUUUGUUUUUGUUUAGGAGCCUGCGCAGUGACAUCACAUGUGGUUUGCUGAAUAAUAGAAAGACCACCUCUGUCUUAUCCCAAAGGUAUCCAUGUUGUGUGGGAAUUUGUCACACUUAAUGCCAAGAAGUCAUUGUUGCCUUUGUUGAUUUUUCUGUGCCCAGCCAUACGUACAGUUUUGCCCCAUGCAGUAAGGACCUUGCGAGUUAAAAAACUAAAUAAAGUCAAACAUUUCCAAAA
Messenger RNA from Morone saxatilis (striped sea-bass), 3958 nucleotides. It is a transcript of the gene pdia5, whose product is annotated as protein disulfide isomerase family A, member 5. Gene Ontology annotation, biological process: protein folding. Gene Ontology annotation, cellular component: endoplasmic reticulum. The coding region runs from base 21 to 1607 and encodes 528 amino acids. NCBI's taxonomy places the organism in Eukaryota, Metazoa, Chordata, Actinopteri, Moronidae. The transcript is spliced from 17 exons. The record is from RefSeq and is a predicted model, not a curated record. Gene Ontology annotation, molecular function: protein disulfide isomerase activity.